AUGUUGCGGCUCACCCUUCUUAUUCUCGCGCUAGCUGGCCUCGCCAGCAGCCUGCAGGUGUCGUCGGCCCUGCGGCAGCCGGCGCUGACUCGCCGCGGCGCGGUCGGCGCUCCGCGGUUGGCGCCGGAUGUGUUCAUGAAGAGUAAGGAGGACCGGGAGUUUGAGGAGUGGGCGCGCCAGAAGAAGAUCGCGAGCGGGGUCGAUCCGGAUGAAGACUUCGGCACCGGGCGGCGGGUCGAGUCGAGCAUCUACCUCGUCGGUGGCCUGGUCACCGUCCUCGUGCCCGUGAUUGCCGGCACGUGGGCCUACAACGCCGGAUACCUCACGCCACAGUGA
This is a messenger RNA of Emiliania huxleyi CCMP1516, 336 nucleotides long. RefSeq lists its product as hypothetical. The record is from RefSeq and is a predicted model, not a curated record. The transcript has a single exon. The coding region runs from base 1 to 336 and encodes 111 amino acids. NCBI's taxonomy places the organism in Eukaryota, Haptophyta, Isochrysidales, Noelaerhabdaceae.